This is a messenger RNA of Caretta caretta (loggerhead turtle), 1014 nucleotides long. The record is from RefSeq and is a predicted model, not a curated record. Lineage: Eukaryota; Metazoa; Chordata; Testudines; Cheloniidae.
AUGAAGGGCCUCUGCGUCUCAUCCCAACACAUCUCGUCGUGGAUCACAUCAUACAUUCGGGAGUCUUAUGGCCUGCUCAUGGAGAAAGGAGAAGGAGAAAAUCCAACAGCCGUCACAGAAUUCAUCCUCCUAAGGUUUGGGGAUCUCCCUGAACUGCCGACCCUUCUCUUCCUGGUCUUCCUAGUGAUCUACAUUGUGACCGUGGCUGCCAGUCUCCUCAUUAUUGCUCUAGUUGUGAUUGAUCAACACCUUCACACUCCCAUGUACUUCUUCCUGGGGAACUUGUCCUUUUUGGAGACCUGCUACACCUCCACCAUCCUGCCUAGGAUGCUGGCCAGUCUCCUGACUGGGGACAGAAUCAUUUCUGUGGGGGGCUGCAUGACACAGUUUUUUUUCUUUUGUUUUCUAGCAACUACAGAGUGUUAUCUCCUGGCAGCAAUGUCUUAUGAUUGGUAUUUAGCCAUAUGCAAACCAUUGCACCAUGGAACCCAUAUGAACAGCAGGCUGUGCCUCCAACUAGCAGCGGGGUAUUGGAUAAGUGGAUUUCUACCUUGUACAAUAAUGAUGUAUUUUAUGUCACAAUUAAUUUUCUGUGGCCCCAAUGAAAUGGACCACUUUUUUUGUGAUUUCACUCCAAUGCUAAAGCUCUCCUGCAGUGACACCAGCCUCAUCACAUUGAAGUGGGACCUUCGUGACCUACGGAACUGGCAUCCCAUCUUGCUCCUCAGCAUGGACUACAACGUCGUAGCAAAGGCCAUCUCACUCUGGCUGGGGUCCGUGCUGGCAGACGUGGUCCAUCCCGACCAGAUCUACACUGUCCUGGGCCGGACCAUCAUCGAUAACCUGUACUUGGUCUGGGACCUCUUGGAGCUGGGGCGCCCGGAACAAGUGCGUUUUUAUCAGCAGGCAUCAGCCUUCCUUGGCACUCUGGAUCCUCACGAGUGUCUGGUCCUGGGUGGGGACUUCAACACUACUCUUGAGGACCGGGACAACUCAGAAGUUGAGCAGGAUUGA